This is a messenger RNA of Trachemys scripta elegans, 4001 nucleotides long. RefSeq names its product choline dehydrogenase (gene CHDH). The record is from RefSeq and is a predicted model, not a curated record. Gene Ontology annotation, molecular function: flavin adenine dinucleotide binding; choline dehydrogenase activity. Lineage: Eukaryota; Metazoa; Chordata; Testudines; Emydidae. Gene Ontology annotation, cellular component: mitochondrial inner membrane. Bases 184 to 2025 code for a protein of 613 amino acids. The transcript has 9 exons.
UCUCUGGCUGCCCUUUGGAUGGUCCAAGGGCCAGUCAGCAGAGUCCCGCUGUCCAAACCUCCGGAGUCGAGUGGGGCCGUGGCCGGUGGCGCUGAGGAGCCGGGCUCGCUGCCCCGACAAGAUAUUUGAUACUGCAUUGUAUGGGACAAGAAGUUCUUAAAAGGAGAAGACAUAUAGAAAAGGAUGUCUCAUUUAAUCAAAGGAGUUAAAAAAUGUUAUGGUCUUUCUGUCAGUCAAAUGCACAAAGUAACAGGAUUUCCAUUUAAAACACCCACACUCAAAAGCUUACUAGCCUAUAGUGGGCAACAAUUAAAAACUUCACGUACAUUCUCUAAACUUAGUUCUGAAAAUGCAGACUCUUAUAGAUACAUCAUAGUUGGAGCUGGAUCAGCAGGGUGUGUAUUAGGCAGCCGAUUGACUGAAGACUCCCUUAGUACUGUUUUACUUUUGGAAGCAGGCCCUAAAGACACCCUUCUAGAUAGUAAAAGAUUAAUGUGGAAGAUUCAUAUGCCUGCUGCAUUAACCUAUAAUCUUUGUGAUGAAAAAUAUAAUUGGAAUUACCACACAACACCACAAAAGCACCUGGAUAAUCGAAUUAUGUACUGGCCCAGAGGUAGAGUGUGGGGUGGCUCCUCAUCUCUCAAUGCUAUGGUGUACAUUCGGGGGCACGCAGAAGACUACAAUCGAUGGCAUAGAGAAGGUGCUGUGGGAUGGGACUAUGAAUUUUGCUUGCCUUAUUUUAAGAAGGCACAGACUCAUGAGCUGGGUCCUAACCUGUACAGAGGUGGGAAUGGACCAUUGCAUGUGUCAAGAGGAAAGACGAACCAUCCUCUUCAUCAUGCAUUCCUGGACGCAGCCCAGCAGGCUGGCUAUUCUUUCACAGAGGAUAUGAAUGGUUACCAACAAGAAGGAUUUGGCUGGAUGGAUAUGACUAUACACAGAGGUCAAAGAUGGAGCACAGCUAGUGCUUACCUUCACCCUGCCAUAACACGCCCAAACUUGUCCACAGAAGCUAGAACACUUGUAACGAAAAUUUUGUUUCAAGGGACAAAAGCCAUAGGGGUUGAGUAUGUCAAGAAUGGGCAAAAGAAAAAGGCGCUUGCCAGUGAGGAAGUGAUUUUAAGUGGAGGUGCCAUAAAUUCCCCACAGCUACUUAUGUUGUCUGGGGUUGGAAAUGCAGAUGACCUCAAAAAAUUAGGGAUCCCUGUUGUUUGUCACCUUCCUGGAGUAGGCCAGAAUCUUCAAGAUCAUUUAGAAGUGUACAUACAGCAGGAGUGCACCAAACCUAUUACUCUCUACAAAGCACAAAAGCCUGUUAACAUGGCAAAGAUUGGUUUAGAAUGGCUUUGGAAAUGUACAGGAGAUGGAGCUACUGCCCACUUAGAAUCUGGUGGGUUUAUUAGAAGUCGGCCAGAUGUUCCUCAUCCAGACAUUCAGUUCCAUUUUCUUCCUUCUCAGGUGAUUGAUCAUGGACGUGUUGCUUCCCAGCUGGAAGCUUACCAGGUUCAUGUUGGACCCAUGAGGAGCAAAAGUGUGGGCUGGCUAAAGUUGAAAAGUAAAGAUCCAAGGGACCAUCCUGUGAUUGAACCAAACUACUUAUCAAUGGAAACAGAUGUGUGGGAAUUUCGUCAGUGUGUCAAGUUAUCCAGAGAAAUUUUUGCUCAGAAAGCUUUUGAAAAAUUCCGUGGUCCUGAAAUUCAGCCAGGAAGUCAUGUACAGUCUGACAAAGAAAUAGAUGCUUUCAUAAGACAGAAGGCUGAUAGUGCUUAUCAUCCUUCUUGUACCUGUAAAAUGGGGCAGCCGUCUGAUAUCACUGCUGUGGUUGAUCCUCAGACCAAAGUAAUUGGGGUUGAAAACCUGAGAGUCGUAGAUGCCUCAAUAAUGCCCAGUGUGGUCAGUGGGAAUUUGAAUGCCCCAACCAUCAUGAUAGCAGAAAAAGCUGCUGAUAUGAUCAAGGGGUUCCCAUCACUCAGUGAGAAAAAUGUUCCUGUAUAUAAACCUCAAACCUUGGAAACACAGCGAUGAACAAAAUGCCCACGCUUAUUUUCCAGUUCACGGGAAGUACAGGCCCUGCAUCGUGAUGAGUUGUUGCAAGGUAAUAUGGAAAUCCCCAUAGAAUGGAAUAGUGAAUGGAGUAGAAACAGGAUGGAAAUCACAAUCUUUCUUUUCCCCACCACUAAUAGCAGAGGAGGGAGGGAAAUAAUCUUUAUUCUAGCCUGCCUCUGCACUCCUUACUCUUACAAAUUUGAAUGGGAAUUUUUGCCAUUCAGCCUCAGCCCGUCAUUCUUUUUGUUGUCCCACCUAAGUCAUCUGUUGAAUCUUGCUAGAGUUUGUACAUUUUAAAAAAAAAGUCAUUUAAAUCCUGUCUUAUACUUUGAUUUUUUUAAAAUCUGCAUGAUGUUUAAUGUAAACAAGGAAAUGUGCAUAAUCCUUGCACAAGCUGUCAUUAUGACAAUUAAACUCCUGUGAAAAUUUUUGCUAUUAUGCGGUUUUAACUUGCUUAACCAUCUUAAUCAUAGUCCUGAUUUAAUAGACAAAUUUCUGUAGCAGAUUUCUCCAUCGUCUAUUUUCAUAAAAUAAGCUAUUUAGAAAUGGGAACAUGUCAAAACUAAAACAACAGCAUGUAGAUUCAGGUUAGAAUGUCUGCAGAGCACAACUAAUAUUAGUUCACAGAAUAAGGCUAAAAUGUUUAGCGUUCAUAAUUAAGUUCCCAUAUAGAAAUUGUCUGUUGUCUGGGUAUGCCGGAAGGAGGAGUGGAGACACUGGAGGUGGUUUAGUUAGGCUGCAAGUUCAUUCCCAGACAUCAAGGAGUACCCGGCAGAUAAAAGUGUACAGUGCAGGUAAUUCCAUAAUCGUUUACAUAAACUGGGGGCAAAGGGGAGUUGCUGUCAGCUCUUCCCCUUUACUCCUCCUGGUCCACAGCCAAUCUGCUCCUGGCACCUCAUGACCCCUUCCAUCUUGAAUGAGGGGUGGGGGAGAGUUGGCUCCCUGCCGUCAUAAGAAUCCUGAAACCCCAUCUUCCCCCCAUUUCCACUCCUUUAUACAAUACCUCCUUUAAAUCCUUUACCAAAGAGCAUCAUGGACCUUCCCGAUGGAGUAACCACACUGGACAUCUGCCCCAUACUGAGCUGCGACAUCAUAGCCAACCCCCCAUUUUCACUUGGUACAACUGAGCCCCCAACACACUGUGGGGAAGGCAACUCCCCCCCCCCCCCCCGCACCCUGACCAAUCUGGAGAUGAAGGGAAAAAUUCCUUCCCAGCCCCCCGAGAAAGGAGCAAGUAGUUCCCACAGAGUAUUAUGACAAAACCUGGUGUUUAACUGCUAUCAUGUGAGGGUGGUAGUAGUGGUGGUGGGGAAGGGGGUGUUGCGCCACCUGGGCCAAGUAAAAGAGGGCUUUUGUAGCACCAGUAUGUAUCUAAAUAGUCUCCCUUUUCUUCCAAUCACCUAUGGGAGAGGGGGAAAUGAGUUAAUAUCCUCAAACUGAUCUGGUCUGAAGCUGCUGCAGCUCUCUAGCUAUCUAACCUUUAAAGGGACCACACAUCUUUUCCUACAAGCCGGACAACGGCCCCUACUGCUUAAUGUGCGGUGAGGUCAUUUCUCGGAUUCCUGUGCUGGUUUUAAAAAAGACCUAAAAAAUUAAUAUCAGAAGAAUGUGGAUUUAUUAAAUAGUCUGUGAACUAAAAGAAAUCCUACAAAUAUAAUUACUGAGCACGUAGCUGUCAAAUAAUAAAGCUAGUGCUCCUACGGCUGAGCCAUCGUGAAAGAUAGUAUUAUCUUAAGCCAGGGACUGUUACCAACAUGUAAAGGACAAACAUGAUUAUUAAAUGCAGAAGGAGAAAAUGCUCACAAUAGCUUAGCAGACAGCAGGCAUUGGAAAUUGAUGAAAGUACAGUAAAUACAGUGCUUACAGCUGUAAAUAAGUAACGUGAAAGCUUGCUUGAGUCUUCCAAUGAACAGCAGAAUAAUUUACUCCAGAAAAAAUGGAAUUUUACAGUUUAA